Messenger RNA from Struthio camelus australis, 1460 nucleotides. RefSeq names its product regulator of chromosome condensation 1 (gene RCC1). Gene Ontology annotation, molecular function: guanyl-nucleotide exchange factor activity. NCBI's taxonomy places the organism in Eukaryota, Metazoa, Chordata, Aves, Struthioniformes, Struthionidae. Gene Ontology annotation, cellular component: cytoplasm. The record is from RefSeq and is a predicted model, not a curated record.
CCCCGCCCUAUAAAUUCCGCGGCGCGGAGCUCCUCGGUCUCUUUGUGGGCGGCGAGCGGAGAGGGCGGAGUUGUAAGCUUGAGAAGCUUGAAGUGAAUGGGGCAUUGAUUUUUCAAGACCCUGACUGAGUGUGAGAUGCUAACAGCAGAAAGUAACCUGUCUGCCUAGUGGGAUGAUCUAAAGCAAUAUGCCAGGAAAACGCACUGCAAAGAAAAGCCCUACACCAGAGGAAGGGUCUCCUGAAAGGAAGAAGCUUAAAGAUGCAGUUUGCCACCCUUCACACCGGACAGAGCCUGGCCUGGUGCUUACGCUGGGGCAGGGGGAUGUUGGGCAACUGGGCCUGGGGGAGGAUGUGAUGGAGAGGAAAAAGCCAGCGUUGGUGCAGCUCCCGGAGAUGAUCGUCCAGGUGGAAGCAGGAGGGAUGCACACGGUGUGCCUCAGCGAGACGGGCAAAAUCUACACCUUUGGCUGCAAUGACGAAGGCGCCCUUGGGCGUGACACCUCUGCAGAAGGGUCGGAGAUGAAGCCAGGGGAGGUGGAGCUGCAGGAAAAGGUGGUGCAAGUCUCUGCAGGAGACAGUCAUACAGCUGCGCUGACAGAUGAUGGCAGGGUUUUUGUCUGGGGCUCUUUCCGGGAUAACAAUGGGGUGAUUGGGUUGCUGGAGCCCAUGAAGAAGAGCUCAGUUCCUGUGUUGCUUCAGCUCGGUGGACCGGUUGUUAAAAUUGUCUCAGGGAACGACCACUUAGUGAUGCUGACAGUGGACGGUGACCUCUUCACAUGUGGCUGUGGUGAGCAGGGCCAGCUGGGGAGAGUGCCGGAGCUCUUUGCCAACCGAGGCGGAAGGAAAGGCCUACAGCGCCUGCUGGUCCCCCAGCGUGUUCCUGUCAAAGGCAGAGGCAACAGAGGCAAAAUGCGCUUCAAGGAUGCCUUUUGCGGGGCUUACUUCACCUUUGCCGUCACGCAGGAGGGACACAUCUAUGGCUUUGGUCUCUCUAACUAUCACCAGCUGGGGACCCAGGGCACCGAGCCCUGCUUCUCUCCGCAGAACCUGACGUCGUUCAAGAACUCCACCAAGUCCUGGGUUGGGUUCUCCGGUGGGCAGCACCACACGGUGUGCAUGGACUCAGAGGGUAAAGCCUACAGCCUGGGCAGGGCUGAGUAUGGUCGGUUAGGUCUCGGGGAAGGGGCAGAAGAGAAGAGCACCCCCACAGUCAUCCCGGAGCUCCCCAGCGUCUCUUCUGUCGCAUGCGGCGCAUCAGUCGGCUACGCUGUCAGCAGUGAUGGGAGAGCGUUUGCCUGGGGCAUGGGCACCAACUACCAGUUGGGCACAGGGGAGGAGGAUGAUAUCUGGAGCCCCGUGGAGAUGACGGGCAAGCAGCUGGAAAACCGCACAGUCCUGGCCGUGUCCAGUGGAGGCCAACACACUGUCUUGCUGGUCAAGGACAAGGAGCAGAGUUGAU